CAGCGUAGCAGUCGCUGGAAAACCCAUGGAAAUGGUGUCGCUGGGGCCGAAAAAGGAUGGAAAUCCUAAUGCGGAGUUUUUUACCGCCCCGGAAACGCUACAGGGAUUCGAAACGGUGCGGCUGUGGUUGCAGAAACACUUCAAAAAGUUUCUUGCACCAGAUCCACCGACGAAGGAAUCUUUGGCACAUUUGAUCAUACAGUUUAUACAGUAUCAGGAAGCUAAGCUCGGUAAAAACUCGCAAGAUCCACCAACAACCCGCUUGCCGAUACGAUGCUUCAUGGAUUUCAAACCGGGCGGUGCUCUGUGUCACAUUCUGUCCACAAUGUACCGCUACAAGGCGGAACAGCGCUGGCGAAAGUUUGACUUCACCGUCAACAAGAACCCGAUGCGCAAGGAUCCGAUUGGACAGAUGGUGCUGGACAUCGAGACAGCGCUGAUCGAAGCGGAAUGUAUGCGGCUUCCGAUCGUGUACAUUCGACCGGAGGUGGAUCGUGCCACGGCGAACAAGAUCACUGACAUCGUGACGAACCAUCAGGGUGAGAUAACGGCGGACGAGGAGGAAGCAACGCACAUCAUCUAUCCAGUAAUCGAUCCGUUGCCCGAGGAUUACGCUCGUCCCACGUUCCGGCGUGACAAACACGUCAUGAUUCACUGGUACUACUUCCCGGAAUCGUACGAUACCUGGGUGCCGAAUUCGUUCGAUCUACCCGACAACGUACCCGAGAGUCCACCGUCCCCAGCUGAACGUUGGCGUGUGUCCGCCUCGUGGGUGAUUGAUUUGGACGAGUACAACGAGUGGAUGUCAGAGGAAGAUUACGAAGUGGAUGAGGUAGGCCGGAAGAAGGUACAUCCGCAUCGGCUCGGCGUCGAAGAUCUAAUGUCGAGUGUUGGCGGUGGCGGUGGAUCGGAAGAUAAGGUGAAGAAAACACCCAAAGUGGUCAACUCAAAGCGUAAACGAUCGCCUUCACCCGCUGCGGGUAAGGGUGGCAAGCGGAAGAGCUACCGUUCGCCGGCUGCGUCAGCGGCAGCAUCUUCCUUCCAGAAAAAACCGCGUGCCGAUGACGAAGAAUCGGAAGACCUCACCAAGGACAUGGACGAUCCGACACCGGAAACGAACAUCACUGAGGUGAAGCCAAAUAUGGGCAACUCGGCAACGGGCCCUGCGACACCGCAACCGAAGCGUGACCCCGACAUGAUGCCGAUGAAGUACGCCACCGUGACGGAUCUGGACGAUGAGAUGGAGCGCGGUGUAAAUGCGUCCGGUGCAGGUGGCAGUGGUUCGGGCACGGGAGGUGGCGGUAGCGGUGGCUCGGGAGCCGGUGUCGGUGGAGACGACAGUCAGGCGGGCAAAACGAGCGACAGUAGCAAUACGCAGGACUUCCCUGUCGGUGGGAAAGACGAUCUGGAGGAUAAUGUGACAGAGCAAACGCACCACAUCAUCGUACCGUCAUACUCGGCUUGGUUCGAUUACAAUUCGAUACACGUGGUGGAGAAACGCGCACUGCCAGAGUUUUUCAACGGCAAGAACAAAUCGAAGACGCCGGAAAUUUACAUGGCCUACCGGAACUUUAUGAUCGACACGUACCGACUAAAUCCGACCGAGUAUCUCACCAGCACCGCCUGUCGCCGCAACUUGGCGGGCGAUGUGUGUGCGAUCAUGCGCGUUCACGCGUUCCUGGAGCAGUGGGGACUGAUCAACUAUCAGAUCGAUGCAGAUUCGAGACCCACACCGAUGGGACCGCCACCCACAUCCCAUUUCCACGUGCUGAGUGACACACCGUCCGGACUGCAACCGAUCAAUCCACCUAAAACGGCACAACCAUCGGCGGCCAAGAAUUUGCUGGAUUUGGACAAAAAAAAUGCAACGCUUGGCGAGAAGAAGGAUGAGUUAAUCCCUGGAGCAGCCGCUGGUGGUGCUGUUCCGGGUGCAAAUGGUGGCGCACCGGGCAGUUUGAUCGGUCCGGAUGGUAUUAAGGUCGAGCAGGGCACAAUUCCAACGGCCGAUCCGAACGGACAGUUCGGAUUGCGGUUGGAUCAGUACGCGAAGAAACCGGCCGCAAUGCGCAACAAGACGGCGGCCAGUAUGACACGCGAGUGGACCGAACAGGAAACGUUGCUACUGCUGGAAGGGCUCGAAAUGUACAAGGACGACUGGAACAAGGUGUGCGAGCACGUCGGCUCACGGACGCAGGACGAAUGUAUUCUGCACUUUUUGCGACUCCCGAUCGAGGACCCGUACCUGGAGGAUGACAACACAUUCCUGGGUCCACUUUCGUACCAACCGAUCCCGUUCAGCAAGGCGGGCAAUCCGAUCAUGUCGACUGUAGCGUUUUUGGCGUCCGUGGUCGAUCCACGCAUUGCGGCUAGCGCUGCCAAGGCUGCGAUGGAAGAAUUUGCAGCAAUCAAGGAUGAAGUUCCGGCUUCCAUGAUGGAUGCACAUCUGAAGAAUGUGGAGAAAUCGAGCUUUGGUGGAAAGUUUGACCCAAAUGCUGGGCUGGCAAACAGUGGAAUUGCAGGUACGGGCCCGGACAAGGAUAAGGAAGAGGAUUCGGAUAGCAAAUCGGCUUCGACGGCAGCAGCUAGUGGCAGCGGUACGGCGACGACGACACCUGCCGUUGGUGGUGCGUCAUCGGCUACACCAGCCACACCCAGUGCGGAUGUGGAGAUGAAGGAUGUAUCCAAGAAGGAUGAUGCCGACAAAGACAAACCUUCUGAAGAGACAACCACUAAAUCGCCUGAUUCCGAUGCCACAGCGACGACUGACGCUAACAAACCAACGGAUGGCACAAGUACGGGUACUGCACCUUCGGCCGAUAAGGAUAAGGAGGUUAAGGAUGGUACUGCUGCUUCCGGUGGAUCAUCCAUGACUGCUGGCGGCGGCACGGCCGAGACUGGAUCGGCCACAUCAGUGUCCACCGUUGCCAAAGAGAACGGUGGUUCCACCGAUCCGAAGCUUUUCAACGAAGGAAACCUGCAAGCGGCGGCUGCAGCUGCACUGGCAGCGGCUGCCGUCAAGGCGAAGCAUCUGGCCGCGGUUGAGGAGCGCAAGAUCAAGAGUCUGGUAGCGCUGCUCGUCGAAACGCAGAUGAAAAAGUUGGAAAUCAAGCUGCGCCACUUCGAAGAGCUCGAAACUACGAUGGAACGCGAACGGGAGGGUCUCGAAUAUCAGCGGCAACAGUUGAUCCAGGAACGCCAGCAGUUCCAUCUGGAGCAGCUAAAGGCGGCCGAGUUCCGUGCCCGACAACAAGCCCACCAACGCUUCCAGCUCGAACAAGGCCAAUGGCAGCAACAGCAGGCCCAAGCACAGGCACAAGCACAAGCUCAGGCUCAACAGCAGCACCAGCAGCAGCAGCAGCAACAACAACAGCAACAACACGGUCCAGCAGGAACGGGUCCGGGACAGUUGCCAACAUCAGGAACAGCACCGCCACAACCCGCAGGAGGAGCACCGGGAGUGGCGACAGCAUUACCGGGCGGUCAACAUCAUCUCACCGCCAAUCCGGGAGCUAACACUCAAAAGCCGCCAUCUAUCGUUGGUGGCCCGGGGAUGGUGCCGGGAGCGCCUGGAGCAGUUCAUGCCCCCAGCAGUCAUCCACCAACGACCGUACCAGCAGCAGCAGCAGCAGCAUCGUCAUCGACAUUGCCGGCGACAGCAUCCUUACCAUCGGUCAACCAAGGUUCAGUUCACGCACCGCCGCCGGGCACCGCGGUGGGACCAGCAGGAGCACCAGCAAUGCCGGCAGCGUGCUCCAACGGUAUCCCCCCUAUUACCUCCACCCCCAGCUCUACCCAGCCGCCAUCUACGAAUCCUACCGACGGUAUUACGCCAAGUAGCAUCAUGCCAACGGCGCUGGGACCACCAGUUCCAUCUCCUUCGCCGGCCGACCCGACCGCGACCCAUCCAGGCACCGUCGGUGUCCCGAUGGUACCGCCCCCGUCUGGCCCUGGCGGACCACAGCAACAACCGUCGGAACAGCAGCAUGCUGGAGGACCACCUCCAACCGGGUCGAUCGAACCGUCGGCCACAGCGGGGGGAGACGCAGCAACGACGAUGAUGGUGACGAAUCACCCGUCGCCAUCCUCCGAGUCCCACGGAGAGGUGGGACAGGUGACCGCAACGCCACCGGAAACAGCCGCUACAGCCGUGAGUGAACAGCAGUCGGAGCAGCAGCAGCAGCAGCAACAAUCAGGUGCGCCCGGUGAAGGGCAGGUGGCCGUCGCACCACCAUCAUAA
Molecule: messenger RNA, 4237 nt
Organism: Anopheles maculipalpis
Lineage: Eukaryota; Metazoa; Arthropoda; Insecta; Diptera; Culicidae
Gene: mor
Product: SWI/SNF complex subunit SMARCC1
Exons: 6
Coding region: 26-4237 (1403 amino acids)
Biological process (GO): positive regulation of DNA-templated transcription
Cellular component (GO): SWI/SNF complex
Molecular function (GO): histone binding; DNA binding
Source: RefSeq, a predicted model, not a curated record